Messenger RNA from Nicotiana attenuata, 1888 nucleotides. Its product is annotated as EH domain-containing protein 1-like. Bases 63 to 1709 code for a protein of 548 amino acids. Gene Ontology annotation, cellular component: cytoplasm; plasma membrane; intracellular membrane-bounded organelle. Gene Ontology annotation, molecular function: GTP binding; protein binding; calcium ion binding. Lineage: Eukaryota; Viridiplantae; Streptophyta; Magnoliopsida; Solanales; Solanaceae. Gene Ontology annotation, biological process: endosomal transport; endocytosis. The transcript is spliced from 16 exons. The record is from RefSeq and is a predicted model, not a curated record.
UUUCAAAUUUCAGAUUACUGAACCAACAUUCUUCUCUUCACCAUUCAUCUCCGUAGAGAAAAAUGGAGAUUGUAUCAAGUUCAAUUUCUUCGUGUUCUAAAGAGGAUCAGAAGAUCUAUCAAAACUGGUUCAACUUCGUCGAUUCAGAUGGCGAUGGUCGUAUUACAGGAAAUGAUGCUACUAAGCUGUUUUCAUUGUCGAAUCUAUCUAGGCCUGAACUCAAGCAGGUUUGGGCAAUUGCAGAUACUAAACGACAAGGUUUUUUGGGUUUCAAUGAGUUUGUCACUGCAAUGCAGUUGAUCUCCUUGGCACAAGAAGGACGUGAGCUCAGCUCUGAUCUCCUUAGGAGCAAAGCUAAUAUGGAGUUUUUGAGUCCUCCAUCUAUGGAAGGUUUGGAUGCUUUAUUAUCCUCGCAGAAGAUCAAUGGUUCGUCGAUGAAAAAGAUUGAAACAAAUGGAACUAUUCAACUGCAGUCACCACCACCAAUCAACUUGUUUUCCAGAAAAUCUAGAAAGAAGAUCCAGCCUUCUCUUACCGCUGUUACAUCAGUAACUGAUGGUUUGAAGAGACUAUACAAUGAAAAGUUGAAGCCGCUGGAACUUACUUACCGCUUUAAUGAUUUUGCAUCUCCUGCUCUGACGGAGAGCGAUUAUGAUGCCAAGCCUAUGGUCAUGCUUUUGGGACAAUACUCGACAGGAAAAACCACAUUUAUCAAACACUUGCUAAAGAGCAAUUAUCCAGGUGCACACAUCGGACCAGAGCCAACAACCGACAGAUUUAUUGUGGUUACGUCUGGUCCAGAUGAAAGGAGCAUUCCUGGCAACACUAUUGCUGUUCACAACGACUUGCCAUUCACUGAUUUGACAAAGUUUGGUGGAGCAUUUUUGUCAAAAUUUGAGUGCUCCCAAAUGCCACAUUCUCUCCUUGACCAUAUUUCAUUCGUGGACACUCCUGGAGUUUUAUCGGGAGAGAAGCAAAGGACACAGAGAAGUUAUGAGUUUACUGGUGUCAUCUCAUGGUUUGCUGCAAAAUGUGACAUGAUACUCCUCUUGUUUGACCCACAUAAACUUGAUAUUAGUGAUGAAUUCAAACGAGUUAUAUCAUCUUUGAAAGGUCAUGAGGACAAAAUCCGUGUAGUAUUAAACAAGGCAGAUCAAGUAGAUACACAACAACUGAUGAGAGUUUAUGGUGCAUUGACGUGGUCUCUUGGAAAGGUUCUGAACACACCUGAAGUUGUGCGAGUCUAUAUAGGCUCUUUCAACGACAAACCAGUUAAUGAAGAAGCUGUUGGUCCUACUGGAAAGGAUCUUUUUGAAAAAGAGCAAGAUGACCUUCUUGAUGAUUUGAUAGAUAUUCCUAAGAAGGCUUGUGAUCGUCGAAUCAAUGAAUUUGUUAAACGUGCCAGAGCAGCUAAGAUCCAUUCCUACAUUGUUAGCCAUCUUAAGAAGGAGAUGCCUGCAUUGAUGGGCAAGUCCAAAACCCAGCAGAAACUCAUCCAGAAUCUUGAUAACGUGUUCGAAAAGGUCCAGAAAGAAUUUCGUUUACCAGCUGGGGAUUUCCCAAGUGUUGAUCAUUUUAGGGAAGUUUUAAGUCAUUACAGCAUCAAUGAUUUUGAGAAACUGAAGCCUAAAAUGAUUCAAGCUGUGGACGACAUGCUCGGUCAUGACAUCCCAGAGCUUCUGAAGAACUUCAGAAAUCCUUAUGAGUAAAGCUCCUUAAUGUUUGCACCACUUCAAGAAAUUUUGAGGUUGAAAGUUUUGCUUGAAUGAUGAUUGAAUGCUACCUUUAUUGAUGUAAAUUUACUGCAAUUUCGUGCAUUCUUUGCGCUGUGAAUUCGAACCUCAUUCAGUUCGUUACGAUAAAUAGAUAGUUACAUUCAGUGCUUAAA